Vitis vinifera (wine grape) is the source of this 489-nucleotide messenger RNA. RefSeq names its product lysine-rich arabinogalactan protein 19-like. The record is from RefSeq and is a predicted model, not a curated record. NCBI's taxonomy places the organism in Eukaryota, Viridiplantae, Streptophyta, Magnoliopsida, Vitales, Vitaceae. The coding region runs from base 1 to 489 and encodes 162 amino acids. The transcript is spliced from 3 exons.
AUGGCGAAGACCAGAGGAGGCCUUUCCGCCUCCCCAUCCUCACCGACACCUCGGCCACAGCGAGCCGCCAUGGGAGCCGCACCUUCACCUCCCGUUCAGGCCCCGGCCAUUCCCCCAUCUGAGGGGGAAGCUCCUUCUCAGCGCCGAUACCCCACCCGGGGGCCACCCGCGGACCCUGUGCCACCAGUCGAACAGGCCACGAGCCCUAUUUCUCGGCCCCCUGCGAAAAGGUCCAGGUUCUCGGGUCCUGGAGAGCCAUCCCACGUACCUCAGCCACAACCAGCUACAGAGGAACCUCGGAUUCCAGUCGACAUGCCUCCCGAGGCCAUUAUCAGGCGUCCCAUGAUAGCUGGACCGCCGAUUGAGGGAUUCAAGAAGGAUCAUAUGAAGAUAUUGGUCAACAGUCAAGGGCUGGUGUUUUAUGAUACAGGGCCUUUGCAAGAUGUUCUCCAUUUGCAUGAUGUUCUUGCUAGAGUUGCACUUGCCUGA